AUGGGUUUCUGGUUAGUGAACAACUUCAAUCACAUGGAUCGAAAGUUGCACUUAUAUGAUGGUGAAAAGGUGCACGUGAAGGAAGAAGAUGUUCAUGCAGCACUAGGCUUGCCCCGUGGAGAGAUUGACAUUAGAAUCAAGAAGAAGAGAGCUACAUCGAACCUUCUUGAUGAGUGGGUUAGUUUGUUCAACGUUAGAAUCUUACCGAAUAUUUCGGCGUCAAAGGUGCUGGAUAAGAUUCGCGAGUGUAAAGAUGGUGGUGACUGGUUCAAGCGUCAUUUUAUCGUGCUUAUGGUUACUUGUCUGUUCGAGAGCUCUUUAAAAGGGAUGGCAAACUUUUGUUUAGUUCAUAUGCUCGACGACCUAACCAAAGUACGCAAGAGGAACUGGUGUUCGUACAUGAUCCGAUGCCUUGUGGACACUAAGAGAUCGUGGAAUGCUUGCGUUAUUUUUUACUGUUUGAUGCAACUAUUCUAUGUGGAUAAUGUUGUUCUGUCGUUGAGAUCUGUUGGACGGUCAUUUCCCAUAUUUGUGUCAUGGACCACUGAGUCGUUAAGAGCUAGGGAACGGGACGAGAUUGCUUUUGGAGCUUUUGGGAGGGGAUUUGUUGAUGCAAACACACACGUGGUCAUUGACCGUCACAAUUCUGACAGAGAUGAUGCCACAGCCAACGAUAAAAAAAUCACCAGCACAAUGGAAACCAGUGUGCAUGCUUAUGUUCAAGAAUUUGCAUCUAAGACACAGCUUUUUGCUACAAUCGGAGAUGAAAUUUUGCAGCUGGUUAAGAAGGCACCACAAGUUCUAGUCAGAGACGAGAACUUUAUGAAAAUACAAGGCGCGGCUCAAAAGCUUUUUGGUGUGUAUACCGAAUCGCCUAAAGCAAAUCCCGACCUUCACGAUCCAAGUAAACAGAAUCAUACGGUCCCUGCGAGUGAUAUGGCUAAGGACAAUGCAACGGGUGAUGCAUAUCAGGUGGUAGAUGAUGCAUUCUGGAAUGAUCCUGAAAUAUUAGCGUCGAUAGAUUUGAUUUUGAAGGCGGCUGAGCGACGCGAUCAUUUGAAGAGGAUGCAGCUUGAUGUGCCCAGUUUUAGUUUAGGUAUCUCGUUAAAUGAAGAUGAUGAAGGUGACGCCCGUCAUCAACAGGUCCCCGUGUGA
Messenger RNA from Striga hermonthica, 1155 nucleotides. The record is from the annotation of a GenBank genome assembly. NCBI's taxonomy places the organism in Eukaryota, Viridiplantae, Streptophyta, Magnoliopsida, Lamiales, Orobanchaceae.